Molecule: messenger RNA, 2595 nt
Organism: Caenorhabditis angaria
Lineage: Eukaryota; Metazoa; Nematoda; Chromadorea; Rhabditida; Rhabditidae
Source: the annotation of a GenBank genome assembly
AUGGGUGCGGCAAAUGGGUAUGCGAAUGGAAAAGUGGCAUAUUCUCAACCGGAGCUAUCAAAAUAUGAAAAAGUUGUGGAAUUUAUUAUGCAUCGCUUCCGAUUCUUGUUUGUCGUCCCAUUUCUUCUACCGCUUGGAGUUGUUUACAAUUGGUUUUUCGAAUUGAGAAAUUGGUUUGUAUUCAAUAUCAACUCGGCACCAAAGGCUCAUGACAGAAAAGUGCAACGAGUUCAAGCACAAGUGAGAAGAUGGAAUGAAUCUGGACAAAAAACCAAAAUGUGCACAGCUAGAUCCGGCUGGCUUACUAUGAGCUUCAGAUUUCCAUUGUACAAGCAAAGCAUGACGCAGAUUCGAACAGACACUUUGAUUGAUAUUUUAGAGGUAUGUUGUUUGUUAUAACUAACCAGCAUCCUUAUCAGCAAGGCUUGCUCAGCGGCAAUUUAAUAGUUUGUGUUAUGAGUAGCAGACAUCACUGCGUUGAAUACUUCAACGAAAAAAACUGUGAUUUGGACUUGAAUGCGUGUCCAAUUUCGAAUAAUCAGGGGUGAUUAAUCUAGAAUAUAAAAUUUUUUAUGACAAGUUAACCUUGAAAAUAAAACAGAACUGAUGGUGUCAUUGGAUACGGUAUUAUUAACGUUAUAAUUACAAAACCUUCAAGACAACUUUCAAGAAAACAUUAGAUUUAUUAUUUUGGAGCUCUCUCCUGGAGUAGAUUAUUAAUUUUCAAAACUCCGUCGACUCUUUAUUUUGAAACUGGAAAAAUAGUUUUUAGAUGAAUCAGAAAACUGGAAAUAUUUCCUUCUGGAAAUGUGAAAUUAAUUAUGCCUGCUGAAAUUCUUGAAGUUCGAAAAAAAUUAGUAAUUUCACAAUCCUAAAGGUUUUUAAUUAUGAUUUUGUUGUAUUAAUUUUGAAUCUCACAAGCUCAUUUUUUAUAGUGAAGAUCAAUUUUCAUAUUGAGUUUUAAAACAGGCUCACGAAUAAAAUAUCCAUUUAGAAUAGCUCAAUUUUUUUGAGCAGAAAUUGAUAACAAUUAUACUAAUACUGAAAAUUGUUUUAUUUUGAAACCCCGUCUUCCCGAACUCCACAGAGUGAACAAAAAAAUGUAUUCAGAUUGAUGAGGAAGCAAUGACAGUUCGAGUAGAACCGAUGGUAACAAUGGGUCAAAUCACUCGGUUCCUUAUUCCUCGCGGUUUUACCCUUCCAAUCGUCCCGGAACUCGAUGAUCUUACUGUAGGUGGAAUGAUCAAUGGUUGUGGAGUUGAAGCAUCUGGCAAAAAAUAUGGAAUGUUUCAACAUAUUUGUCAAUCUUAUGAAUUGGUUUUAGCCGAUGGAUCACUUGUAACUGCCAAGAAAAUUGAGGUUUGAAACUCCGAGGAAAUCUCAAUCUCAAAAAAUAUUUUAAAGGGUAAACCAGUAAAUCAAGAAGAAUCUGAAAUGCACACAUUAUUCUUUGGUAUUCCAUGGAGUCAUGGAACAAUUGGAUUAUUAACAGCAGCUACAAUUCGUAUAAUUCGUUGUCGACCAUUUGUCAAAUUAGUCUAUUAUCCAACCAACACUUUGGAUGAAAUGAAAUUGAGAUUGAAUGCCGAAGCGGAAAACAAAGAGAAUGAAUUUGUUGAAGCGUUGAUGUUCAACAAAGAUAAAGGUUGUGUGAUGCGCGGUAGAUUCUCUGAUGGACCACUUGAUAAAACUGGAGUCAUUAAUCGAAUUGGUAGAUGGUACACAAAAUGGUUCUAUACACAGGUUGAAGAUAUUGUUGAUGAUGGAAAAGUGGUGACACAAUUUAUUCCAUUGAGAGAUUAUUAUCAUCGACACUCAAAAAGUAUUUUCUGGGAGUUGAAGGAAAUUGUUCCUUUUGGAAAUAACGUACUUUUCCGUUGGUUCUGCGGAUGGAUGUGUCCACCAAAAAUCUCACUUCUUAAGGUACUAUAUUUCUGAUGUGAAUAUCAAAUUUAAAAUCUAUAGCAAAAAAUAAUGAUUGUUCACAAUGCCCUACAUUUCAAAUAAAAUCAAGUUUUAUAGGCCACAACUCCACCAACACUUCGCAAAUUAUAUGAUCGUCAACAUGUUCUUCAAGAUAUGCUUGUUCCAAUGGACCAACUCACAAAAACAAUUGAAGUUUUCCACGAAGAAGUUGAGGUAAAUUUAUCCUCAUUCUAUCAUUUUCCCACAAAAGGCAAUUUUUUCAGAUUUACCCAGUUUGGGUUUGCCCAUUCCGACUUCCAUCGUGUCCAGGAAUGCUUCGCCAAAGAUCUGGUGCCAGUCAAAUGUUUGUUGAUGUUGGUGCAUAUGGUGUGACAUUGAAAAAAGAUUAUCACCCACAAGAAACUACUCGACGACUUGAAGCAUUUGUUAGAUCUGUUAAAGGGUAAGUAACACUAUUUUCUCCAGUAACUAGAAUGUAGUUUUCAUGAAAUGUUUUUAAAUUUUCAUUUUUUCAGAUUCCAAAUGUUAUAUGCUGAUACUUAUAUGACACGCGCUGAAUUCUGGGAAAUGUUUGAUUCAUCAAUUUAUGACUGGCUUCGUGCAAAAUAUAACUGCCGUAAGGCUUUCCCUGAUGUUUAUGACAAAGUUUGCAAGGCGGCAAGAUACUAA